Messenger RNA from Gryllus bimaculatus (two-spotted cricket), 3738 nucleotides. Lineage: Eukaryota; Metazoa; Arthropoda; Insecta; Orthoptera; Gryllidae. The record is from the annotation of a GenBank genome assembly.
GUGCUAUCUAGUAGAAAUUCAACUUACUGUUUUGAGACAUAACCUAUUGACUACUGUUAGUGGUUGAAUUUUAUUUUUGAUUAAAACUUCAGUAAUAGAAAUUGUCAAAUCAUGCAGCAUUAUUAAUGGCAAGUUUUUAAUUUCGUCUUCAUAAGAAAUUAAAGUGCGUAAUUGUUAUUACGAUCACUUGCGUCCGGAGAAAUGUAUGAGCAACCCAUGAUAUCGCAUGUAUUCCCCAUAAAAUUUAAAUAAGCUCUCAAAAUAGUUUAUGAAAUUUGACAUAAGUGACGUCUCCAAGUUAGUUUCUACUUUUGUUUGUGAAUGAAAGGAAGUGAAGUGUGGUAGAACUGUCAGAAUUUGUUCACUACUAGAGAAAAGAUUUGUUGUAGUAAGUCCUCCUUUAAUUAGUGGUAAGUCACUUCGCAAUGCGCAGUUAUUUAGUAGCCCUUAAGUUAAUUUGACGAAAAAGUAAUGGAAAAUGAUUUGCCUUCUUAAUAUUAUGUGAAACUAUCGAGACAACUGAAACAGGAAAGGUGAUGUGAACACAUUGCUCCACUUCACUAAAUUAGGCCAUCAAUUAAAUUUGCCCUGAGUGUUUUAAUUCAAAAUCUGCAUACGUGCCGACAACGUUUUUCGAUUUGUCCACUUCGUUCCGUUCCCUAAUGACAACGAUCGGCAAUUGUUCUCAGGGAUCGUGAAGUUGUUCUACAGUGCUUCUAUCCUGCGUUUAUUUUACCAACUAAAUAAUCGACGUCGGGACGUCAAAGAUGGCCGUUUGUAAUGUAUAGUGCGGGGAUUGACAUAAAAUUGCUAGUGAAACUAAUCGAAGACCAUAUGGAUAGUUAAUACAGGAAAUAAUGGGACCUGUGGACUGUAUGAAAUGUAGAUGUGUAGUAUGAGUGAGUAUAUUCUUAUGGAUGUGAACUGAGAAGCAAUUGUGUGUCUCGGCGUGCUGUGCCUGGGGCCGACAGGGGUAUGGUCCCAAGUCAUGGGCGCUCAGCAAGCCAAGGAACGCGUAGUAUCUGCUGGAUCUCUGACUGUUAGGAAUACGAUAAGAAACAGACCAAGACUUCCCAGAGAUGUCCGUCAACAAGGGUCCAAUAUUUUCACAGAACACAGUGAGGCGCUGCUGCAGUCUCGGCCACUGCCGCACAUCCCCGACCUACCCGACUCGGAGCCGCCGGGCAGCUCGGGCGGCGGCUCGCAGCAGGGGUCGGGCGCGGGGGGCGGCGCGGGCGGCGGCGUCGGGGCCGGCGGGGGCGGUGCGCCCGGCACCCCGCUGCCGCUCGACUCGGCGCAGCGCUGGACCUCGAAGGAGAACCUGCUGGCCCAGGAGGAGGACGACCCGCAGCUGUUCGUAGCACUCUACGACUUCCAGGCGGGCGGCGAGAACCAGCUGUCGCUCAAGAAAGGAGAACAGGUGCGCAUCCUCAGCUACAAUAAAAGUGGUGAAUGGUGUGAAGCACACUCUGAUGCUGGUGCUGUUGGUUGGGUACCUUCUAAUUACGUGACUCCUGUCAAUUCUUUGGAAAAGCAUUCUUGGUAUCAUGGGCCCAUUUCCCGUAAUGCAGCAGAAUAUCUGCUUAGCUCAGGCAUCAAUGGAUCAUUCCUUGUGCGUGAAUCGGAGAGCAGUCCAGGACAGAGGUCUAUCUCAUUGCGAUAUGAAGGCAGAGUGUACCACUACCGCAUCAAUGAAGAUUCUGAAGGAAAGGUGUAUGUGACAACAGAAAGCAAGUUUAACACACUCGCUGAAUUGGUGCAUCAUCACUCGAUGCAUUCAGAUGGCCUCAUUACUCAGUUGCUGUAUCCCGCACCAAAACAUAACAAGCCUACUGUGUUUGCUCUUAGUCCUGAGCCUGACGAAUGGGAGAUUAACCGAACAGACAUUGUUAUGCGCCACAAGCUUGGUGGUGGUCAGUAUGGUGAUGUUUAUGAAGCUGUAUGGAAGCGAUACAAUAUGACUGUUGCAGUGAAAACUCUAAAAGAAGAUACAAUGGCUCUCAAGGAUUUCCUGGAGGAAGCUGCCAUUAUGAAGGAAAUGAAACAUCCCAACUUGGUGCAGCUGCUAGGUGUCUGUACCCGUGAGCCACCCUUUUAUAUUAUUACUGAAUUCAUGAGUAAGGGUAACCUUUUGGAUUAUUUAAGAAAUGGCAGUAAAGAACACAUCACAGCUGUUGUUCUGAUGUACAUCGCAACACAAAUUGCAAGUGGCAUGAGCUAUUUGGAGAGUCGUAAUUUCAUUCAUCGUGAUCUGGCAGCUCGUAAUUGCCUUGUAGGAGAGAACCAUUUAGUUAAAGUGGCUGAUUUUGGAUUAGCACGAUUAAUGCGUGAUGAUACAUACACUGCCCAUGCUGGAGCAAAAUUUCCAAUCAAGUGGACAGCCCCAGAAGGUUUAGCUUACAACAAAUUCUCCACAAAGUCGGAUGUGUGGGCGUUUGGUAUUUUGCUAUGGGAAAUAGCUACAUAUGGCAUGUCCCCUUAUCCAGGGGUUGAUUUGACUGAUGUGUAUCACAUGUUGGAGAAAGGCUACAGAAUGAGAUUCUGCGAUCCACCAUGCUUAUCGGACCAGCGCAAGUUAGAGCGCAGGGUGACGUCUCAGUUUCUACAAGUGGUGACUCCGCGGAGCACAUUGCCUUGUACGCCGUUUCCUGCGAAGGUUCGCCUGACUCUGCUGAAGAUUGAGGAACGACUAACUGAAUCUGUGAAUAUUAGUAAAGUUCCUUAUGAUUCAAACCAUGUGUUUAAUAAAGAUAAUGAGGUGUUUUAUGAAACUUGGAUGGAAUGCCCACCUGGUUGUCCUCCUAAAAUUUAUGAUCUAAUGCGACAAUGCUGGCAAUGGAGCCCUGGAGAAAGACCUAGUUUUCAGGAAAUACAUCAUGCCUUGGAAAAUAUGUUUCAGGAAUCUAGCAUUACUGAAGAGGUGGAGAAGCAACUGCAGGGAAACGUGACUCCUCAGCUUUCGUACAAGAAGCCCCACGCCGGCAGCACCGGAAACAUCCACGGCCUGGUUGUCAUGUCCGACCAGAUUGUCACGACUGGCAUGGUUCAAGAUGCAGGUGGCGCAGUGAACAAGCUGAGCACAUUUACCGGUGGGCCGGCCCUGUCGUCCAAGAGCAGUCUAGUUCAGCUUCGCCGACCCACAAAUCGCAAGGGCAAACAGGCCCCUGCUCCUCCUAAGCGCACCAGUCUGCUCUCCUCUUGCAGCUCCUUCCGGGACAGUACGUGUGCUGACCACGAUGCAGCGCUGCUGGGCGAUGGCAGUCUGCAUGCGGAUGACAGUGGUGCCGUCGACUUAAAUGGUAUUGAUCAGAUAUUUGAAGGUAUCAGCUGCUUCUUUUCUCCUUGCUCGUUGCCUGCUGCCUGCCUGGCCUGCAUGAGCCGCUGCCCCGUGCCGCCGUGCUGCGUGUAGGCUUGGUGCUGGUGGAGCGUGCAUCAAAUUGUGAGACAGGCUAUAGGUGGACAAGGAACGGGUGUAGAUGGAUUAUUGAAGGAGUAGAUUAAUUAGUUAGCAAUUGCACAGGUGCUAUCUGCUGAGAAAAUAUAUAGAAUGAAAAUUUAUUCUGCAGUAUUCGAAAUAUGGAUACGAUAAUGUCACACAACACUCUUAUCACCUUCUCAAAAUGAGCAAAAUAUGUAAUAGUGAUGGGUUUCUUGCUUUUGAGUCAAAAUCAAAUGAUCUGAAUCAAAAAUUGAAAUGAGAAGAUUUUAAAAAGAGGUAAGGUAAAGAAUAUACACACG